Messenger RNA from Pogoniulus pusillus (Red-fronted tinkerbird), 2775 nucleotides. RefSeq names its product poly(rC) binding protein 3 (gene PCBP3). The record is from RefSeq and is a predicted model, not a curated record. The transcript is spliced from 17 exons. Lineage: Eukaryota; Metazoa; Chordata; Aves; Piciformes; Lybiidae. Gene Ontology annotation, cellular component: cytoplasm; nucleus. Bases 700 to 1857 code for a protein of 385 amino acids. Gene Ontology annotation, biological process: regulation of gene expression; regulation of RNA metabolic process. Gene Ontology annotation, molecular function: mRNA binding.
UCCGAGUCGGGAGCGGACUGUUCCCACACUAAAGCAUCGCCUCCACGUCCUGCCCGCCCAGCCUCGGGUGGGGGAGAGGGGACGAACACCCCCUUCUGUGGCUCCUCCCUGCCCACCUGCUGUGGCCUCUGGGCUGCGAGACCCCUCAUCUUGCCCUGCAGGAAGAGCUGUUCUCCGCCUUGGCUCGCUCUCCCAGUAAUUCAGCAGCUCUCCUGCCUGCUCCCCGCUGCUCGGACUUAUUUGUGGUCCCCAUUUUUCACAGGGGAGGAAUUUUGUACCCCAGGGGCGUGGACGUGCCCAUGCGUGCCGGGCUCGCAGCGGCACUGCCGAAGCCGCCCUCCCUGGCACAGCCCGGCGGCAGCCCCCCUCCCAGUAUGUGCUUAGGUCUGGAGACCCGAACAUCCGGACAAAGGCGGACUGCGCCAGUCCCGGAGGCAAGACCAUCCUUACAGGCGAUCUAAGUGGAGGUGGAGAUUCUCGAAGACUGGGCCGUGGGGCUGGUGCCCCCAUCUCCCGGGAGGUGACGCAUCUGGUCCUCCACUACUGACCCCCCAGGCCUCUGCCCCACGGGGUUCCUGAUCUGCUGCUGCUUCUCCAACGGCUCAGUGGAGAGUAGUGAAGCUCCUUAGGAUUCACCCUGGGACCCAUCCUGCUUGCAGGCUUGUGCUGUGGACCACCAGUUUCCACCUUGCACUCAGCAUGCCCUUUACUGGUGGAACCGGACCCUCCGAGGAAUCACUCUGGAGCUUGAGGCCAGCCUGCAGGGAAAUGGACUCCAAGGUCUCCGAAGGUGGCCUGAACGUCACCCUCACCAUCCGGCUGCUGAUGCAUGGCAAGGAAGUUGGAAGCAUCAUUGGAAAGAAAGGAGAGACUGUGAAGAAGAUGCGUGAGGAGAGUGGGGCAAGGAUCAACAUCUCAGAGGGGAACUGUCCUGAGCGAAUUGUGACCAUCACCGGCCCCACCGAUGCCAUCUUCAAGGCUUUCGCCAUGAUUGCCUACAAAUUUGAGGAGGACAUAACCAACUCAAUGAGCAACAGCACUGCUACCAGCAAACCUCCGGUGACACUGAGACUGGUUGUGCCAGCCAGUCAGUGCGGCUCACUGAUUGGCAAAGGAGGCUCCAAGAUCAAGGAAAUCAGAGAGUCAACAGGUGCUCAGGUUCAAGUGGCGGGGGACAUGCUGCCCAACUCCACGGAGCGGGCGGUGACAAUCUCGGGGACACCCGAUGCAAUUAUCCAGUGUGUCAAACAGAUCUGUGUGGUGAUGCUGGAGUCCCCACCAAAAGGUGCCACCAUUCCCUACCGCCCAAAGCCCGCCUCCACCCCUGUCAUUUUUGCAGGUGGUCAGGUAAGAGCCGACCCGCUUGCAGCCUCCACUGCCAACCUCAGCCUUUUACUGCAGCACCAGCCGCUGCCCGCCUACACAAUUCAGGGACAAUACGCUAUUCCACACCCGGAUCAGUUGACCAAGCUCCACCAGUUGGCUAUGCAGCAAACCCCCUUUACUCCCCUUGGACAGACCACCCCCGCUUUCCCUGGAGAAAAGCUGCCCUUACAUUCCUCCGAAGAAGCUCAAAAUCUGAUGGGCCAAUCAUCAGGUUUGGAUGCCAGUCCCCCGGCCAGUACUCAUGAACUCACCAUUCCCAAUGAUCUAAUAGGCUGCAUAAUCGGACGCCAAGGGACCAAAAUCAAUGAAAUUCGGCAGAUGUCGGGAGCGCAGAUCAAAAUCGCCAAUGCCACGGAAGGGUCAUCGGAGCGCCAAAUUACCAUCACAGGAACCCCUGCAAACAUCAGCCUCGCGCAGUACCUCAUCAACGCCAGGCUGACGUCUGAGGUCACUGGAAUGGGCGCACUCUAAUUUCCACCCACCAUCCUCCACUCCGCACCACCCGACCCUCUCCAGCCACCGGCACUCCACCCAGCCUGUACUGCCUGUACAUUUACCGUCUCCCCUUUGCCUCCACAGAUACUCUUUUCUUUACUAACAAACAUAUAUAUAUAUAUAGCUCUAUAAAUACACAUGCAUAUGCACACACUGGAACGUUUCUUUAAGAGCUCCUUACUGUGCUCCCGAGGCUGCUCCCGAACUCUUUGGUUAUGGUCCUUGUUUUCUGCGUACGGUAUUAAUACUUCAUCUGCUUUUUGGGGGGUGGGGAGGGGGGCGUUGGUUUUUUUUCUCUGCUGGUGAGACUUCAGAAGAUGAUGGGGUCUCUAGUCUCAGUCUAGUGUAGCUACUUACACGUUUGAGUUGAUGUUGGCGGUACUUGCUGUAGCCCAUGGACUAGUGAUGCCACCCAGAGCUGUGCCUGCUUCAGAGUACUUACUUUUCUCCCCCUUCUUCCUUUGGUCCUUCCUCUUCCUUCGCUUUGCUUGACCUGGCUCACCUUUGCAACCUCACAUCUCUGCCCUCAGGAUAAGGUGUAGUUUUCACCCUGUGUUAUUUGCUAAACAGAACGUCCAGGAGCCAAGGCCACGCAUGGGUCCGCCUGUGGACUUCUCUCUUUGCAGCAUGGCAGGGUCCAGACAAGCCAUUUUUCAUACUAAACAAAGGCUCUCACACACACACGCACACACACAAAUGGUUCUGUUUUUUAACUAAUGAGCAACUGGAAGUGGGAAGAAUUCAGCUGUAUGGGAUUCACACCCCCAGGGGCCUUUGAAGCACUCUUUUUACAAUCCCCACAUGCAAAACAUUCGGACGAUAGCUCAGGAAGCUCUGUGAGCUGGCUGUGUUUGUCAUUGUUUGUGCUCAAUAAAUGUCUGUGCAGCUCUGCUA